GGCCCCGGAUCGGCUCCCCAGCGGGGCAGCACAGAGUGGGGGCGGGGCAGUCCGAGCGCCCGGUGGGGGCGGGGUGUAUAUGGCGGCGGCUCUGUCCGCCCUGCUCUCGCAAUCGGCCGCCGCCAGGUCCUACGGGGUCUUCUGCAAGGGGCUGACCAGGACCCUGCUCAUCUUCUUCGACUUGGCCUGGAAGCUCCGGAUCAACUUCCCCUAUCUCUACAUCGUGGCCUCCAUGAUGCUCAACGUCAGGCUGCAGGUUCAUAUUGAGAUCCAUUGACUUGUGACUUGCUGUGCUGCAACUAGGGUUAAUAAUAGUCUGUAUUGCUGUUUAACAAAAUGC
Messenger RNA from Gopherus evgoodei (Goodes thornscrub tortoise), 340 nucleotides. RefSeq names its product small integral membrane protein 10-like protein 2A. Lineage: Eukaryota; Metazoa; Chordata; Testudines; Testudinidae. The record is from RefSeq and is a predicted model, not a curated record. Bases 80 to 277 code for a protein of 65 amino acids. The transcript is spliced from 2 exons.